Danaus plexippus (monarch butterfly) is the source of this 3077-nucleotide messenger RNA. RefSeq names its product calcitonin gene-related peptide type 1 receptor (gene Dh31-R). Gene Ontology annotation, biological process: adenylate cyclase-modulating G protein-coupled receptor signaling pathway; cell surface receptor signaling pathway. Gene Ontology annotation, molecular function: G protein-coupled peptide receptor activity. Bases 934 to 2121 code for a protein of 395 amino acids. Gene Ontology annotation, cellular component: plasma membrane. Lineage: Eukaryota; Metazoa; Arthropoda; Insecta; Lepidoptera; Nymphalidae. The record is from RefSeq and is a predicted model, not a curated record. The transcript is spliced from 9 exons.
UUGGUCUAAUCUCAAUAAAAGCAGUGUGUCGUGUUAUGAUACGUCUCUGAUAACGUGCCGGCUCCAGUCGCCGCGGACUCUCUGAGCGGUUCGCUCGUCGCCUCUCGCUCGUUACGACUCCCGACUCCCGACUCCCGACUGGACAGAAGUAAUCUGCCUAAUACACAGAGAUAUCUCCAUAGUUCGAGAGACAAUUCCGGAGCUUUAUGUGGGUCCAGUGCGGGGUCACAGUCAGCGUGUUGGUCCUCCACUCUCCAUCCUCCGUCCCCAGAGCUCAGAGCUCCGUCUUCAGUCAGUGUGUGUGAGGAGGUCGCAGGAGGUACGCGUGUCGUAGGAGUGUCGCGUCGUUAUAAUCUGUUCGUUAGUUUGAUGAUCUCAACGCGACCGGUGAUGUGAUGAAAGUUAUAUUGAACUGUUUUUACAGUGAUGAUUUAAUUACACUGCUAGUGAAGCGGUGUUCAGUGGAAAAAUGUUAUAAUUUAAUUUCUUCCCUGUUUCUGUGAUUUAAAUUAUUUUGACUUAGUGAUUAUACAUUAUAAAACGAAAUUUUAAAGACAACGUUUGAGAGAACUUUGUAAGAACUAUAAAAUUAAAAAAUAUAUGCAAAUACAAAAAGAGGGUACGAAAAAGAAGAAACGGGCUAUGUAUUACAACCAAUUGCACUCCGUAACUUGAAUAAUGAAAAAAAUGUCACAAGACAAAACCUCAUUAAUGUACAAUUCAACACAUCGUGUCUAAAAGACGGCGGAACUUUCAGAAACAAUAAACGAUCUUAAACAACUUUUGAAAUAUCGCCCUCCGAAGAACUUUUACAAUUUGAGGGACGGAUUGCGACGCUGAAUAUUUUAAGGAAAGACUUUCAGGAAAUAGAGAUAACUGUCCGCCGUCUGUCAUUCGCUUCAUUGUGUCCGUGCGUCGAACAUCCGACUCGCGAUGGACGACCCUGAGCGGAUCGCACGCGAAGCCGCACUAUGCGAGCGACUCAAUAACGACACCGCGCCACCAUCAGGUGUAUACUGUAAAGGGACGUUCGACUCUUGGUUAUGUUGGCCGCACACAUCCGCCAACUCCACCGCUUUCGCCGCCUGUCCAGAGUUCGUGCCCGGCUUUAGUCCCGAACUUUUUGCACAUAAGGAAUGUACUGUUAAUGGAACGUGGUGGAAUCAUCCAGAAACGGGAAGACCCUGGUCGAAUUAUACGACUUGUGUGAAGCCAGAAGACGAUGUCAGCGAUAUCAUCGCGGUAUACGAGACAGGCUACAGCGUCUCACUGGUUGCUCUGUUAGUGUCUCUGGGAAUACUGUCGUACUUCAAAAGUCUACGAUGCGCCCGAAUUACUGUUCAUAUGAAUCUGUUCACUUCUUUCGCCUUCAACAACGCCCUGUGGCUUGCGUGGUACGCGCUAGUUGUUAGGUCACCGGAAACGCUCCGGGACUCCCCGGUGUGGUGUCGUCUGCUAAAUUCAACGCUUCAGUAUGCACUCCUCACCAACUAUACUUGGAUGCUCUGUGAAGGCCUGUACCUUCAUACCGUUUUGGUGAGCGCGUUUGUAUCCGAGCGGCGGCUGGUGCGGUCGUUGUUAGCAGCUGGAUGGCUGCUGCCGGUACUUCCUGCCGUCAUACACGCGGCACGCCGGGCCGCUGCCGGUGAGCCGUUAUGUUGGGCCGACGAGGGAGCACCUCGCCCAGAGCUGGCCGUUCUGGUGUGUGUGGCCGUAUUGCUCAAUCUGGCCUUUUUAUGCAACAUCGUUCGCGUUUUAUGUACAAAGCUGAGGGCAGGCGGCGGUGCAGGCGUAGCAAGACCCUCUGCCACGGCGCUACACGCACUGCGCGCUACUUGCCUUCUAGCUCCACUUCUCGGCUUGCAGUAUUUGCUGACGCCGUUCCGUCCUCCGCGUACCGCUAGCUGGUGGCUCGCUUACGAAUACCUGUCCGCUCUCACAACAUCUCUCCAGGGCCUCUGUGUCGCUGUACUCUACUGCUUCUGCAACGGGGAGGUACUAGCACAACUGCGACGUCGUUGGCGCAUUUUAACUUUUCGACCGAGAGCCAAUUCUACGACAAACACUACGGUAUCGUUCGUCCGCUCGGCCGGUGCGGGAGCGGGUGAGGAAAAAGUGUGACUGGCGGUAGGCGGCGCGGGCACUGAGGAGGACCCAGAGGUUGAGGGUGAUGGAGAGGCAGAGAGUGCGGGGAGAGGGAGACGCAUUCGCUUUCAGUGUGCCGAGAACGGGGAAGACGCGCCGCCACAUACAAGACUACUUUAGGUGACCUACUUGUGUGGAGUACAGACAUGGAUAGAUGUGUUAAAUACUUAUUAAGUUUUACUUGGAGGUGCCAACAGACAUAUAAAUGAACAAAGUGUUGAGAAAGAAAAUUAAUGAAAACCUGAUGAAUAUAAAUAUCGGUACAUUUUAUUAAAUUAUGAUGUUUUAAAAGUUUUGUAAAUUAUGUAUAAGGUUGUAUGUGAAAAAUGUUCAAGAUUUAUGUAAAUAAAAUUUUAUUAUGUUUACUAAAUAUUUCUAUAUUUUGUUGAGGUGUGACGUUUGACUAAAAAACCGAUCAUUUCAAAGCUUAUAUUAAAAUGAUUUGAAGUAAAUUCAUAUAAUAAAAGUGGAUUAUUGAAUAGUUAAGUCAUACAUUAUUUUUUGACAACAUAAAAUCUUUGUUUUAAAAGUAUAUAUAUAUAAAGUACGUACUUCCUUGUACCUCAAAAUAAAAAUUAUAUUCGAUAUAUUGUCAGCUAUAUUGUGACAUGUACUGAUUAAUGAAUAUUUACUGUUAAAUCGAAACACUUUAAUUCUAAAACCGUUCAUGAAUAUUCAACAAAAUCAUCAACUAAAUCAUGAAGUAAAUAAUAUUAUUAAUAAUUUGUCCAACUCUUAUUACCUAAUAAAUUAAAACGAACAGACAGACGGGUAUACUUUAAAAGAAGGACAACUGUAAUAUAAAGACGUUUUUGUUGUUUCUUUUUAUAAAUUCUUGUGGAACAGCUUUGACGUGUUUAUUGUAAGUAAUUAAAAUAAAAUGUAACACAUAUAAUGUAAUGAAAUUUGUAAAAUACAACAUUUUAUGUUAA